Phalacrocorax carbo (great cormorant) is the source of this 681-nucleotide messenger RNA. NCBI's taxonomy places the organism in Eukaryota, Metazoa, Chordata, Aves, Suliformes, Phalacrocoracidae. The record is from RefSeq and is a predicted model, not a curated record.
ACAACCUCAGACAAGAGCUCCAGGCUGGUGGGAAAGCGACGGCUUAGUGGCCCAGGAUCUCCAGCUGCCCUCAGUGGGAAGAGAGCAAGACACAGUGAGAGAGACAGAGAGAUUCCUCCCUGCACUGGCACAAUGCGCACUCUCAUCAUCCUUAUGCUCCUGGCUGUCUUGGUGAUGGCUGCUACUUGCUCUGAGUCCCAUGAGAGCAUGGAAUCCCAUGAGUAUCUCAAUCCCUUCAUCAACAGGCAAAGGGCCAAUGACUUCAUACAACCUGACACGAGACUAGAAGAUAUCUUUCAAGACAGGAUCAGGAAGCGUAUUAAGACGCACCAGGAACGUCAGAGGGAGAUCUGUGAGGACUACCGCCCCUGUGAAAACUAUGCCUUUCAGCAUGGCUAUGCUGCUGCUUACAGGCACUAUUUUGGGAAGAGGAGAACUAAGUAAAGGAUGACCUGUCCCCACCCUGGGGCCUGGAGCCCGGGGUAUCCUCCCAAAAAAUGCAAUGGCUCUGAAACAUAUUCAGUUGCUUGUGUCCAUGUAUGUUAUCCUGCCUGCUGCUUCUCUCCCAUGUAGCUAUGGAUUCCUACACUGUUAAUUAGCGCUGAGCUGAUGUAGCAGAGAUCAGAGAGAGUUCAGGAUGUGGGUGUUAACUGCACAAUAAAUUGCUGAUUUGAUACUAUC